GCCCGAGCCCGAGCCCGAGCGCCUCCGGGCGCGCCUGCCGCGGCCGAUGGCGGUCGAUAUUCAACCAGCAUGCCUUGGACUUUAUUGUGGGAAGACCCUGUUAUCUAAAAAUGGCUCAACUGAAAUAUAUGGAGAGUGUGGGGUGUGUCCAAGAGGACAGAGAACAAAUGCACAGAAAUAUUGUCAGCCUUGCACAGAGUAUCCAGAACUUUAUGAUUGGCUCUAUCUCGGAUUUAUGGCUAUGCUUCCUCUUGUUUUACAUUGGUUCUUCAUUGAAUGGUACUCGGGGAAAAAGAGUUCCAGUGCACUUUUCCAGCACAUCACAGCAUUAUUUGAAUGCAGUAUGGCAGCUAUUAUCACCUUACUUGUGAGUGAUCCAGUUGGUGUUCUCUAUAUCCAUUCAUGUCGCGUACUGAUGCUUUCUGAUUGGUACACAAUGCUUUACAACCCAAGUCCAGAUUACAUCACCACAGUGCACUGUACUCAUGAAGCUGUCUACCCACUGUACACCAUUGUAUUUAUCUACUAUGCAUUCUGCUUGGUAUUAAUGAUGCUGCUCCGACCUCUUCUGGUAAAGAAGAUUGCCUGUGGGUUAGGGAAGUCUGAUCGAUUUAAAAGUAUUUAUGCUGCACUUUACUUCUUCCCAAUUUUAACCAUACUUCAGGCAGUUGGUGGAGGCCUUUUAUAUUAUGCCUUCCCCUACAUUAUAUUAGUAUUGUCUUUGGUUACUCUGGCUGUGUACAUGUCGGCUUCUGAAAUAGAGAACUGCUAUGAUCUUCUGGUCAGAAAGAAAAGACUUAUUGUUCUCUUUAGCCACUGGCUACUCCAUGCCUAUGGAAUAAUCUCCAUUACCAGAGUGGAUAAACUCGAGCAAGAUUUACCACUUUUGGCUUUGGUACCCACACCAGCACUUUUUUACUUGUUCACUGCAAAAUUUACUGAACCUUCACGGAUACUCUCAGAAGGAGCCAAUGGACACUGAAUAUAAAAUGCCAAAAAAAAAAAAAGAAAACCCACCUCAGAAGUGUUCUAGUAAAUAGAGAAAUGAAGUAUAUUAGUAACCUGCUGUUAUACAUGGGAAUAAGAGUAUAUCUUAAUGUUUUGUUUUUUGACUUAAACAGACUAUGUUUUAACUGUCAAUAAAAAUAACAGAAAUUUCAGACAUUUCUCUAAGUCUGAAAUUACAUAGUAUAAUACACUAUAUACUUAGAAAGCAUUGUUAUACUAGAGGCCUGUUAGGAAGCACUUACCUCUGCAACAAUUUGUUUUCUUUAGGGAAAAUCAUGUUCUUGUGUACCUAGAGAUGUGUGGUUUCCAUUUCUAUUAAGAAAAACUCGAGCAUAUAAUCUGAAUUCCUUAGCAUUGGCAUAAUUGUGCAUGCCUUCAGUUAUAAUGUAUUAUAAGGACAAACAUUUGUGGGGUCUGAUAGCAAACAUGGAAGUAAAAUAUGUUGUUUUGUUACCUAUUUAUUUUCACCGACAACAGUAUUUUGAUCUAUUAGAAAAAUAGAGCAUAACUUAUUUAACAGGUUUUCUGUUCAUAGGUAGUUUGUUUGAAGACAUCUUCAAAUUAUUACUUUUCUGUAAAAAAAAAUAAAAAAUUUAAUCAAGAAAUUUCAAGUGUCUGAC
This is a messenger RNA of Talpa occidentalis (Iberian mole), 1628 nucleotides long. Its product is annotated as JNK1/MAPK8-associated membrane protein. NCBI's taxonomy places the organism in Eukaryota, Metazoa, Chordata, Mammalia, Eulipotyphla, Talpidae. The coding region runs from base 47 to 982 and encodes 311 amino acids. Gene Ontology annotation, molecular function: ubiquitin protein ligase binding. Gene Ontology annotation, cellular component: membrane. Gene Ontology annotation, biological process: response to unfolded protein. The record is from RefSeq and is a predicted model, not a curated record. The transcript is spliced from 7 exons.